AUGACAUUCAACUACUACAUUUUCCAGCGGACGGCGGUGGUGCAAAGCGGCCUGACGCGUUUCACGAUUGGGGAGUUGUCCCAGGUGAUGCGUCUCUUCGGCUUGUUGGUCAUUUUCUGCUUUAUCGUUCUCGCUGUCGUCAGUGGCGUCCAGUUCUCACAGUGCACGACCUGCAACCAUGAUGUGUUUGGAGAGAAUGCGUUCUGGUGCAUCGUCACGAUGAUGUGGCUGAUAGCCAUGGCUUGUCUCUCGCCCACGCCGCGCCACAUGUCGAAGCUCACCUAUACCCAGGAGACCUCAGCGGGCGCCCAGAGCGGCGGCCGGGUCUUCGGCCGCGUGGCCAUGGCGGACGACGCGACGUUUAUGGUGGACGCACAGGACUCUGCCGCAGACAAUUUCAUUAGGGCAGGCGUUCACCCAGACCUUGUCGCCCAGGGCAAAGUUGCCACUAAAACCACUGAGUGA
Messenger RNA from Eimeria necatrix, 465 nucleotides. RefSeq lists its product as hypothetical. Bases 1 to 465 code for a protein of 154 amino acids. The transcript is spliced from 2 exons. The record is from RefSeq and is a predicted model, not a curated record. Lineage: Eukaryota; Apicomplexa; Conoidasida; Eucoccidiorida; Eimeriidae.